ACGAACAUUGAGGCCGCUUUUUCUCGAUGGCUCGCCUUAUCAGCAGCCACCUGAAAACGAGCGGCCCUACUUGGUUUUUGGGUAGGAUCGGCUUAUCCAUCGAACUCCCUCAUAAAUCAUUCAAAACCGAAUUUAAAGCUAGAAAAAAGGAAGCCGAUUUGCAGGAGAAGGUUGACUCUUGGGGAUUGAAGAUCCAUACCACCGUCUCCAAAGAGAAGAUGGCGAAGCCGGUCUCGGUAGAAGUGUGGAAUCCCAGUGGCAAGUACAGAAUAGUAAGCACGAAGUCCAUGCCUGGUACCCGUUGGAUUCAACUGCUGACAAACCAGGAUUGCAGAGUUGAGAUCUGCACAGAGAAGAAGACCAUCUUGUCCGUUGAAGAGAUACUCGCACUGAUCGGUGAUAAAUGCGAUGGAGUUAUUGGGCAGCUGACAGAGGAUUGGGGAGAAACACUUUUCUCUGCACUAAAGCGAGCAGGUGGAAAAGCUUACAGUAAUAUGGCUGUUGGAUAUAACAAUGUGGAUGUAAAUGCUGCCACUAAGAAUGGGAUUCCAGUGGGAAACACCCCCGGGGUUCUUACGGAGACAACAGCAGAGUUAGCAGCUUCCUUGUCGCUUGCAGCUGCUAGGAGGAUAGUUGAGGCUGACCACUUUAUGAGGGCUGGUCUAUAUGAUGGAUGGCUACCUCAUCUGUUUGUGGGUAACUUGCUUAAAGGGCAAACAGUUGGAGUGAUUGGAGCCGGGCGCAUCGGCUCUGCAUAUGCGCGGAUGAUGGUUGAAGGAUUUAAGAUGAACUUGAUAUACUAUGAUCUAUACCAGGCCACUAGACUAGAGAAGUUUGUAACAGCUUAUGCGGAAUUUCUCAAGGCCAAUGGGGAACAGCCGGUUACAUGGAAAAGAGCGUCCACUAUGGAUGAAGUUCUCAAGGAAGCUGACGUUAUAAGUCUACAUCCUAUCUUGGACAAGACUACUUACCAUCUGAUCAACAAGGAGAGCCUUUCAACCAUGAAGAAGGAUGCCAUUCUUGUUAAUGCAAGCAGAGGUCCUGUCAUUGAUGAAGCUGCUCUUGUGGAGCAUUUGAAGGCCAAUCCUAUGUUUCGAGUUGGCCUGGACGUCUUUGAGGACGAGCCCCACAUGAAACCAGGCCUUGCUGAACUAAAAAAUGCAAUUGUUGUCCCUCAUAUAGCAUCUGCUUCCAAGUGGACUCGGGAGGGAAUGGCGACACUUGCAGCUCUCAAUGUAUUGGGGAAUAUCAAAGGUUACCCAGUUUGGCCAAAUUCAAAUCUAGUGGAACCUUUCUUGGAUGAAAAUUCUUCCCCACCGGCCGUUUGUCCUAGCAUUAUCAAUGCAAAAGAGCUGGGCUUGGAAAUGGCAAAAGUUUAAUGACCCUUGCCCUGUGAAUAAUAUUUAUGACCCGAGGAGCUUACUGCAGAGCAGCUCAUGGAGUUUUCGUGAAGUACGUAAUUGACAAGAGAAGAUGAGACAUCAGUCUUGUCUUUGAGUGCAGCCUACAUGAUAUGCAAAGUUGUUGGGUCUCCUGUUAAUGCUUUUUCCUUUUACUGUCACUGACUUCAGAAUGUCUGUCGCAAAACAUUUACUGAGGAAGUGAAAUAAUUGGCUUCUGCCUUAGGAAGCAAUGAGUUGCACAAACGCCUUCAUUUUUGGGCCAAUGCUUUAUAACAGAUUGGGAAAGAGGGACCAGAAAACCUUGUUCUUACGUCUCUCAAUCUAAUGAUAUACUAGAGUUUGAGAUUUGUGGAUGAA
Nymphaea colorata (pocket water lily) is the source of this 1760-nucleotide messenger RNA. RefSeq names its product glycerate dehydrogenase-like. Gene Ontology annotation, molecular function: NAD binding; hydroxypyruvate reductase (NADH) activity; hydroxypyruvate reductase [NAD(P)H] activity. Gene Ontology annotation, cellular component: cytosol. The record is from RefSeq and is a predicted model, not a curated record. Lineage: Eukaryota; Viridiplantae; Streptophyta; Magnoliopsida; Nymphaeales; Nymphaeaceae. The transcript is spliced from 13 exons. The coding region runs from base 27 to 1379 and encodes 450 amino acids.